Messenger RNA from Colius striatus (speckled mousebird), 5244 nucleotides. RefSeq names its product ARV1 homolog, fatty acid homeostasis modulator (gene ARV1). Lineage: Eukaryota; Metazoa; Chordata; Aves; Coliiformes; Coliidae. Gene Ontology annotation, biological process: intracellular sterol transport; sterol metabolic process; regulation of plasma membrane sterol distribution. Bases 75 to 779 code for a protein of 234 amino acids. Gene Ontology annotation, cellular component: cortical endoplasmic reticulum; Golgi apparatus. The record is from RefSeq and is a predicted model, not a curated record. The transcript is spliced from 5 exons.
GCGCGGCUCCGCCCCCGAACGCGGAAGCGAGGCGCUUCGAAGCGCUGACAGGCCGGGGCGUGCUUUCGGGCGCCAUGGCGGCGCCUGGCGCCUACCGCUGCAUCGAGUGCAACAGGGAGGCGGCGGAGCUCUACAGGGACUAUCAGCGCGGCGUGCUCCGUAUCUCCAUCUGCAAAUCCUGCCAGAAACCUGUAGACAAAUACAUCGAGUAUGAUCCUGUUAUCAUCUUGAUUAAUGCUAUUUUAUGUAAAGCACAAGCCUACAGGCACAUCCUUUUCAAUACAAAGAUAAAUAUCCAUGGCAAGCUCUGCAUAUUUUGUUUGCUCUGUGAAGCUUAUCUCAGGUGGUUGCAACUACAAGAUUCAAACCAAAACAUAGAUCCUGAUGACUUAAUCAGAUAUGCCAAGGAAUGGGAUUUUUAUAGAAUGUUUGGCAUAGCUUUUUUAGAGCAAACUUCAUUUUUGGUUGGCAUUUUUCUUACCUUAUGGUGGAUGAGACCUGAGAUGAUGAAAACAAAGUCUGACUUCAUUUUACUUUUCAAAGCACUGCUGUUAUCCAGCUAUGGAAAGCUUUUGCUAAUUCCAGCUGUUAUUUGGGAACAUGACUACACGCCUUUAUGCCUUGCAUUUAUAAAAGUAUUUGUCUUGAUAUCAAACUCUCAGGCAAUUCGAGUUACAUUGAACUUGAACCGAAUGCUGCCUUGGUUAGCGAUAUUAUUCGGAUUAGUUUUGGAAAAUGGUGUGGUCAGCUUGUUCCAGAAAAUGGGAUGGGAUGUUUGAAAUGUCAGCCCAGGUCUGAAGAAAUACUGACAACAUGAUGAUCGUUUCUUAAGAAUGAUCUCUGCCAGGAGCCUCCAAAACCACCGUUUUCAUAGUGAUAAAGAAGGUAAUAGACAAUGAAAAACUUUCAUUAGUGGUGAGCUAAUGAGUGUUGACUGUUUCAGGAUGAGUUAAAAUGAGAAACUUCAGAAGUUUGUCUGUUUAAUGUGGUAAGCAAUGAAACUUCAGCCUUAGUUUAUUUAUUAAUUUUCCCAUUAAAAAUAUGAAUGUGUCACUGUCUUGCUAGUGUUAUGAAUCUGGCUGCAUAGCUAUGACUGUAAGAAAAAAGGUACACUAAAAAAAUUCAGCACUUCUACCAGUCACUGCAUUUUGGCAGAAAGAGAAGGAUUAAUUGUUCUCUUAAGAGGAAGGGAGUCAGUGGAAAAAUGUAAAAGCAUCACUUUUCAAAGAGCGAAGUGAACAUAUGCAAACAGUUUAUUAGAGAAAAGGCAAGUUUUAUAGGGUAAAACUACAGUGAGAAAACUAGGUUGCUUUCUCUGGAAUGUUUAUGUAACAAUCCAAAAUAAUAAAAUAUCUAGUUUUAGAGUAAUCUCUAGGAACUACAGUUUUAACUGGCUUGAAAUUUUCUGUUCUCAUAAACACUGCUACUUUGUUCUGAAAGCUGACAAGAGAGUGAAAGGAGUCUGAUCCCCAGUAUACAAAGUUGUUUGAGAUACUGCUUCUUCUGCAUUUAAUAUUAAGCCACAUCCCCCACACCCAGCCCUCAAAUGGCAGCAAGUUUAGUGGAAGCAAUAAGUGCUGUUCAGCAGUAGCGUACUUACAAAAAUAAAACAAAACAACAACAACAAAAAACCCUAAAACACAUUUAGGUCUAAAUUAGUGAAGAAACAUUUUGAGAAGUUCUGCACUUUUUCCCCAGAAAGCAAAGAGAGGGCCUGAUGGCCCACAAAGGAACUGGUAGAUUUUGUUUCCACAAGACAAUAAUUAGGACACAAACUUACUUCUUUUCUGCAGAGCAGUUUCCAUUAUGUUCCAUCCAAAGUCUCAAUUCUCCUGGUUCAGUUCUAGAAGACUGUAUUAUCUACAGGUACAACUUCCAGUCUUCAUUUUCCUCAGAUGCAGUCUCUUGUGUGUAUUUAGCAAAAUGCAUCAAAUAAUAUUUUGCAACAUCUUCAAGUUGAUUGUAAACAGGUUUAGAGUAAUCAUAGAUUAUGACCACAGAAGACAUCAGACUUGUUUGUCUGUUACUGCUUGCCUAUGCCACAGCAAAUUAUUCAGUCAGAAAAGCAACUGGUUGGUGAUCCUGUUUUAAUAAGGCAGAGGCUAACACCACUGAUCAGCCAUCCAUGUUAUACUUUAUAUCUUUCUGAGCAUGUAGGAAAGGCAAAAAAAAUGCAAUCUGCAACCCCUUUAAGUACAUGAAGCAGUUUAACUCUGCAGCUGUCCCAGCAAGCACAUAGUUGUCAAGGUAUAGGAGGGAUCCACCUUGUUACUGGUGUGAGUCGGUGACCAGACAGUUGAGUGUACGUGUGUGGUUGUUCACUGUCUUAGCAGAAGCUUUGGCAGCACAGUACCUAGAACAUGCUUUGUUUCACUGCAGUGGCUUUGCCUGGGCCAGGUUAUUUGGUUCAUUAACAAAUUAAACUCUUUUCUCCCCAGGUUGAGUCUGUUUUGCCUGUGAUGCUAAUUGCUGAGCAAUCUCCCUGUCCUUACAUCAACUCACAAACCUCUCAUAUUUGUCUCUGUCCUGUCCAGUUUAGGAGAGGUAGUGAUAUUAUGACUUUGUAGGCACCUGGAACCCAGCCAGGGCUAAACCACCACAUUCACAUAAUUAGAUUUGGGUAGAUAGUGUUUUUAAAAAGUUUUUAAGGGCAGAGGAUGUUGCUAAAGGUGCUUUGAGUGGUGCUCAUCUUCCUCCCACAACACCAGCACACGGUGUUGCAACACAGGCUUCACAGUGAGGUUGUGCAAGGGAAAAGAGCAGUAGAUCUUUUAGAAAAGCGCCAAGGAUGCUGAUCUUGCCCAUUUUUAUUUGCCUCCUCUCCUUGAAUUUAAGAGGGAAUGAAGUUGUGCUCCAGCAGAGAGGAUGACAGAAGAAUAUGAACUAGGAAAAUGCUGGUGCUUGCUGAACCAAACCCUCCUUUAUUGUUGUAGCUGUCAUUGAGCUUUUACUCAGCUUUCAGUUCAUCAUAGCACAACCAAUCAUCAUUGCAGCUGAUAAAGUUUCUCACCACUCUGUUAUGUCCUUCCACUGGAAAUGUACAUUCCUUGUACCACCAGUUUUGUUUUUCUAAUGAUGUAACAUGGUGCUUUGGUUUGUUCCUCUUAGAUUAGAUUUUUUUUCAUGAUUAUACAAAGAAGAUGGUUUUUUUUCUCAUAAAUUUCUCUCUUGUCUGUUCUGUUCGCUGAUUUGAGUCAAAAGGCUAAGUGGAGCACAUUUAAGUGUGACUAAUGCAAGGGGAAGAUUUUGCAUUACAUGUGAUGUAAAUAUUACCUAGUGAGCAGCAAAAUUGUAAAUACAGUGUGUAUACAUUUUAUUUGGGGACAGUUUUCUCAAAGUUUAUUUUGCAUUUUGAAAAAUUUUUUCAGGAUGUUUUCUGAGUUUUAUUCAGAAGACCUAGAGUAGACAUGGACACAUCCUGAAAGAAGAAAUGAUUUUCUAUUUUGUCACAUUUGGUAGUAACAUAUCACUUUGUAAUGCUCUCAGGAGACACCACUGUACUUAAGUGUCUUUGAGGAUGGAAAAGAAAAUUAUGAACUAAAGAGCAGUGGAACAAAAGCAGGUCUUGUACAUGUUCUCAGUCUUUAGAGCCAUCAUUAUUGCCCAGUAAUGUAGGGCAUUGGCUUGUGUGUUUUUAUGGCUACUCAUUUACCAGAACUAACAUGACAAAUACAGUAGUAUUUCAUAAAUCCAGGAGGAACUUAAGGAUGUCCUUCGUGUGGGGAGGCAGGUGUGUUGUGCAUUUUUUAUACCUUUGGAAAAGGGUUCCAUAUGGUGCUUCAGAGAGCAGCAAGACUAUUUUAAGGUCCUGCCUGUUUAAAACAAUCAUCUCUCACUUUUAUUCCUUUUUGUCUUUUGAGCUCCUCUUCUUUCCUAAACUCUUUGUAAUGAAGUAGUCAUCUGUGCUGGAAGAUGUAUGACAAAUAGCCUGCUUUUUAUAUAUUGUUGCAUUAACUUUAUGGGAAAGGAUUUACUUGGAUUAAAAAACUAUAACAGCCUGCAAAUGAACCCAAGUAAACUCUUUGGCUUUUGCUUGGAAACAAAAAGGAUGUCAUGGCCCUUAGGAAAUCAUAGGCCUAUGGAGCAAACUCCAGAAUUCUGUCAGAUGAAAUGCACGAAGAACCAGUGAUGUUAUUCAGACUUGGGUUGAGCAAUGGUUUAGUGAUCCUGCAGUGAGAGCUGGGAACUUUAGGUCCAUAGGUCAGGUAACAAGUAUUUAUAAAUUACUGGAUACAAAGUUGGAGAAUGACAGUGUAAGCUGGGAAGGGUUAAAAGAGAAUGUAGGUGCCAGGCAGACUUCUUCAAAAUUGGCCACCAGGGCACAUUGCUGGCUCAUGUUUAGUUUUUUAUCAAUCAGUACUCCCAGAUCUCUCCAGCAGUUCGACCCCCAGCCUGUACUGGUACAUGGGGUUGUUCUUCCUGAGGUACAGGACUCAGCACUUUUCCUUGUUGAAACUCAUGAGAUUCCUUCUCACCCAACUCUCAAGCUGGUUGACAUGUCACUGAGUGGCAGCACAGACUGUGAGUGGACAGUGAGGUGGAUCAAGAACUGGCUGAGUGACAGAACACAGAGGGUGGUGAUCAGUGGCACAGAAUCAAGUUGGAGCCCUGUGGCUGGUGUAGUUCCACAGGGAUUGAUUCUGGGGCCAGUCUUGUUCAACACCUUCAAAACAACCUGGAUGAGGGGACAGAGUGUACCCUCAGCAAGUUUGCUGAUGACACCAAACUGGGAUGACUGUCUGAUUCCCCAGAAGGCUGGAAUGUGAGUAUAUGAUUAAGCAAACAUAUGUAUGUCCUCCUAAGUUUUCAAGGGGUGAACAUGAAGGAAAAAUAACAUUUAUUGUGGACAUUUUUGUAAUAGUCUAAGUGAUACCAUGAAAUGGCAAAGGAUGUCUUCCAACAGGGAAGUUGCUGGGUCUCAUAGACAUGUUACCGAUAACCUCGUUACUUCAAUGGUUUGUCCUCCAUCCUUGAAAAUACCAUUUUAUGAGCAGAAUUACCAAUUGUAGAGAUACAGAAUUAGUCACUCUGCUUGUUGCACAGCUUCUCCCUUCAUUCUGCAUUGCUGUGUAUUGCGUUACAUUAUGCUGGUGGAGGCAAGGGCUACUACUCUUGUGACCUCGUGCGAGCACAGACAAGCAAGUCCUUUCUUCCAUGACACAUCGUAUCUCAGGCAUAUAAACUGCCGUUUGUUAGACCAGUCUUCACCGAAAUGAAAGUAAAAUAGGACAUCUGCACUGAAAA